AUUGCCGAAGGGAUCAAUCAAGGUCCAUUAUAUAUAAUAAACACAUGGAGUGUAUUCAACGCUAAACAGAUAUACAUAAGAGACGAGAUUGAAAAUGAGCCACUAGUUUAUACCACUACGUGGGCGCUACAGGCAUUACUACGUAUGCUAUCCCGAAGUUUUUAUAGACAAAACAGUUGUGUGUUUGCGCCCAACAUUUUUGGCGAUGACAACGGCAACGACACCCAAACCUCCAGCAGUCGACAGGAUAUUGCACUGGCAUUAGUCGGACAAAGUUUUAACCAACAAGAAUAUAUCAAAUAUUAAUAUCUUGAGCACAUUAAUCAC
This is a messenger RNA of Medioppia subpectinata, 327 nucleotides long. The record is from the annotation of a GenBank genome assembly. NCBI's taxonomy places the organism in Eukaryota, Metazoa, Arthropoda, Arachnida, Sarcoptiformes, Oppiidae.